AUGCGGCGGGGCAGGGGGCCGAACAGCCAGAAGCGGGGCGGACGCGGAGGCGGAAGGGGUGGCGGAAGGGGCGGAGGGAGAGGCGGAAGGGGCGGGGGAGGAGGGGGAAGGGGUGGGGGGGGAGGCGGAGGCGGAGGGGAGCAGCGAUGGUGGGAUCCGGCGUGGCGCGCGGAGCGAUUAGCGGCGAUGGGGAAGGAGGUGAGGGGGAAGGGAGGACGUGGGGGGGGAGGGAAGGGGGAGAAGGGGAGGGGAGGAGGUGAGGGGGAGGGAAGAGGUGAGGGAGAAGGGAAGGAAGAAGUAUGGAGAGGGAAGGAGGGGAGAGAGAAGGGGAGGAGAGGAGGUGAGGGGGAGGCGAGGAGAGGCCCGGCAAAGCAAGUGGACGGAGCAGCAUGGGCGACACGCUUUCGGCAGCUGGCAGCAGGGGGCGGUGCGGUUGGGAGCGGUGCAGUGGCGAAUGGUGCGGUGGGGAGCAGUGCAGUAGGGGGAGCAGCAGGAGUGCAGCAAGGGGGGAGCAUUCCAGAGGAGAUUGUGAUAAGAGAGAACUAUGGGAGGGAGGGCACGGAGCAAUUGGCGUUACUGGCAGAGCAAGCAGGGCUGUACUUCCAAACAUACGGCAAGGGCACCGGGACCGUAGCAGUGGCCAGCAGGGUGCCUCUCCCCAGCUACCGGGCUGAUCUGGACGACAAGCACGGGCGGUCGGAACGACAGAACUGCAUCAGCAGGGUGCCUCUUCCCAGCUACCGCGCUGAUUUGGACGACAAGCACGGGCGAUCGGAACGACAGGUGAGCUCUUUCCCUUUUCAACUGACUCUGCAACGGCUCUGGUACUUUAGCAGUGGUCAGCAGAGCCGGGUGCCACUCCCCAGCUACCGGGCUAAUCUGGACAACAAGCAUGGGCGGUCGGAGCGACAGACCCUUCCCUCUCCCCUUGCUAGACCCUUCCCUCUCCCCUUGCUAGACCCUUCCCUCUCCCCUUGCUAG
This is a messenger RNA of Closterium sp. NIES-65, 981 nucleotides long. The record is from the annotation of a GenBank genome assembly. Lineage: Eukaryota; Viridiplantae; Streptophyta; Zygnematophyceae; Desmidiales; Closteriaceae.